Messenger RNA from Musca domestica (house fly), 1718 nucleotides. RefSeq names its product vesicle transport protein USE1 (gene Use1). Gene Ontology annotation, molecular function: SNAP receptor activity. Gene Ontology annotation, cellular component: SNARE complex; endoplasmic reticulum. Gene Ontology annotation, biological process: retrograde vesicle-mediated transport, Golgi to endoplasmic reticulum. Bases 362 to 1081 code for a protein of 239 amino acids. Lineage: Eukaryota; Metazoa; Arthropoda; Insecta; Diptera; Muscidae. The transcript is spliced from 2 exons. The record is from RefSeq and is a predicted model, not a curated record.
CCCUCAUUCUGCCACGUUGCUGUCAAAAUAAUUGUUUACCUUUUUGUACAAGCAUUUUGUAUGAAGCAUUUUCACAAAACGAGAAAACUCUUUUCUUCAAAAGAUUUUUUACAUUGCUGUUAAGUUUUUUGCUGAGAGGGCUUUGAAAAAUGCACUUUUUCCAGUCAAAUUUGUAGCCCUCUAUAACCAUAAUUUACACUAUUAUUGGAAAAUUCUUCUUGUCUAGUCUUUACGUAUUUAUGUCUUUGACUUUGUUUUGCUUUGAUUUCUUCUUUACCACGCAUUUUUGCUUUGUUUCGUUUUUUCUUUUUCAUUAUUAGAUGUUCAUUCUUGUGCGGACUUGUUGGCAAACGAUUUUCUAAUGCAAGCGACGAAAUUGAAUGUAAACAUUCGGACCUUGCUCGCAAAUUGCGAGGAACUGGCCAAAGAUGAAGUGAACUAUUGGCGUCUAAAGAAAUUCAUUAAGUCCUUAGACACUAUGAUUGAAGAGCUCGGAGGCAUGGAAGAUUCAUACAGCAAUGAGAAGAUUCCGGAUUAUAGCAAACGAGUUCAACAUUUAAAAAUGUUGACGAAUUACAUCGACAGUCCAAUAUCGGGGAAUAGGAAGAGAAUAUCUGGACAUCUCAAAACAGCUGUUGAGACUGGCGAUGAAGCUUUGAAGGAAGUCAAUCAAUUGAAUCAGACCAGACAAUAUGUAGAGCUUCGGAAAGAAUUGUUGCAGGACGAUUCUUUAAGAAGAAGGAAACCGUUAGAGGAUAACACCGGUGAUCAGGGGGAAGCUGUGAAAUUUAUACGUGAUAAUCAGGAGAAAAUUACAGAGCAUAUGUUAUCACUAACAAGAAAUUUAAAGGAACAGACGGAGACGGCCAAUAAAAUCAUAAGAAAGGACACUGAAAUGAUGUCAAGAUCAGCCGGGAUGACGGAUCGAAAUAUAAGUGCCUUAAAUAAAGAAACUGAAAAACUAGAGGACCAUUCGCGCAAUGCGUGGAAGUGUUGGAUGUGGUUAAUGAUUGUGUUUGUAAUAGUAACAUUUAUUGGAAUGGUUUUAUUUAUGAAAAUAGUCAAAAAGAAAAAAUACUAAUUAGAAAUGUUGUUUCCUUUCUUAAUUUAGAUCUUAAUUGAAAUGUUCUGUAUUGUUACGCGUCUUUGUUUUCUAAUAAUUAUACUCGUUUUUGCUAAAACGUAUGCCUUUUUUAAUAGCUUGCGAUUUCCUUCUUCGCGGCAUGUCAAGCUCCGGCUACGCGAACCAACCUUAAUGAUAAUGAUUUACAGGUAGCAGCAAAACCCAUCUGAUUUAAUUCUAUAGUACUACCAGUGUGAAAUUAUAUAUUGUAUUUUUGUGAUUUAAUUCCACUUUUUGAUAUACAAUUUCGCUGCAGGGCGAUGUGAACAUAUUUUUGCCUAAUAAAAAAUUCGCUUUUAUACUUAACAAAACGGCGAUGGAGUGGACACGUUUUUACGCGGUUAAGGAACAGCUACGCCACAUUAGGUAAUACAGUCGUAUAUUAUGCAGAAUAUAUUAUGAAUAUAUGCAGUUUAUUUCAAUUUGAAAGGGUUGUUGAUUUUUUCACGAUUUUCUAGAGAUUGCCUUAAAUGUAGAGAGGACCUACAGUUCAGAGAUUUUGACCACAGGGGAAUGAUAUGCAAGCAUAAGAAUUUAAGAAUUUUAUAUUUAAAAAAAUCCAUUUUUGAAAAUAAAAUAAUUUAUUUUAAAUUAA